Messenger RNA from Oreochromis aureus, 1056 nucleotides. Its product is annotated as homeobox protein SEBOX. NCBI's taxonomy places the organism in Eukaryota, Metazoa, Chordata, Actinopteri, Cichliformes, Cichlidae. The transcript has 4 exons. The coding region runs from base 132 to 980 and encodes 282 amino acids. Gene Ontology annotation, molecular function: DNA binding. The record is from RefSeq and is a predicted model, not a curated record.
GAGCAGCAGAGCAGAACCAGCGGAAAGACCUGGUGGAUUUCAAGGAAUUAUUUGGAGAACAGGAGCACUCAAAAGAUGCCCGCAGUGGGAGUGCCGUAUCCUCUCCGGAGCCAGACAGAGGCAUCAGUUUGAUGGAGGGUCAGAGGAAAAGGAAGAGGACCAUCUUUAGCCGUGCCCAGCUGUCUGAGUUGGAGCAGGCCUUCGCUGUGACCCCCUACCCGGACAUCACCCUGCGGGAAACGCUGGCUGCACACACACACCUGCCCGAGAGCAAGAUACAGGUGUGGUUCCAAAACAGAAGAGCUAGAAGUAUUAAGACCGGUAGACUCUCCAAGUCCACCAAGUCCGUCCUUGGAGUUAGAGGUUUUGUGGAUCCCUCCACCGGCCCCACGACUUCCACGUAUUCAAACACUCUGGCAGACAUGUUCAGGCCAGACCAGAGCCACUCCUGUGAGGAGGUACCGCAGAUUUACUCAGAUUGGAUGCAAAUCUACAGUAACCCCAUGUCAUCGCCACCAUGUUCCUCAUCCCUCCAUCAGCAGUCCACUCAUAGCUGCUCCAAACCCUCCGAGUCUCGUCUCUGGGAAGAGGAGUACCACGGGCAGCAGCAACAGCACUUAGGAGCCUCACUCACUGGUUUCAUUCCUGGUUCGUUUCAUCAGUCCAUCACCAGGCAGCCUCACCACACUGCAUCUACAUGCUCCUAUCAAGCCUUCAGGAACUUCAAGUCCCGGAGCUUGGCUCCAUCUGGACCUCAUCAGGCCCUGUGCAGCGGAGGCACUGGAAGUGGAGGUCAUGCCUCAGUAGACCAGGUUGUCCCUUCCCACCCUCAGCCAGUGUACUGGGAAAUCUCUCAAGGUCAGGGACAGCACCACCACCACCACCAUCAUCACCCACAACUGGGACCACAGACCUCGAUGGGAUAUAUCUCAGACCUGAUCUAUAACGCUGCUAUUGUUACCAAUUUUCUUGAAUUCUGAUGAGUGUAUCAAAAUCUGUCCUGUGUUUUACUAAAGCUGAUGAAUUUCAGACAAGGCUGUAAUACUGUGAAGUAGA